CCUCCCCCCGGUCGCGUCCUUCCCGUGCACAGGGACUUCCUGCCGCUGUUGCUAUGGUUCCGAGGGCGGGACUAAGGAAGGCGACGGUGCCGGGGAAAGCUUAUCAGGGCCAGUUUGACCUGUAUCCGUACAUCUCUGGUCCUCAUCGUCAUCCCGCUUGUCUUCUUCGGCCAGUAUCGCCAAGGCCACUUCGGCCGGUACUAGUGUGUUCUCUGGUCCUAAAUAUGAAUGUCGGAGCCCUAUUACCUACAUGUUAUUGGAAUUAGGAACAGAAUCAUUCGACAGUAAGCGGAAAAGAGGAAGGAAUGGCAAUGAAGAGGACAACCACCAUUCUCCCCAGUCCAAAAAGAGUAAGAGAAACCCUGUCUUUCAGGAUUCUCAGGAUGCAGAGACAGUACCUGUAAAAAAAGAAAACGAUAAGGAAAGCCAGCUAAAAGGAACCAAAAUGUGUGCGUCUUCAAGCAGUGAUAAUGAGAGGAGCAGCAGCGUUAAUAGCCCAGAGAGAGUAAUUGGACCAGAAAGCAGCUUAAACCAGAUCAUUGUUGAACCCAACACGAGUACCCCUAAGUCCUUAUAUGAGGAGUAUGCACUAAGCAAAGGUGCUUACUCCCACAUCAACCGGAUCUUGAAAGAGGCACACUUCAACAGCCUACAGCAGCGAGGACAGUCUUCAACAUGAUGAACUAGGAGCUCCUUAUUCCAGUCUAAAAUUUGUUUAUAAAAGCAAUUGCACACAAAAAAGAGGCUGUUGGCUUUUCAGUCUGUAUGUUAAAUAACAGGUUGAUCGACAAUUGUUUACUUGGGGUUUUGUUGCACUGUUGCUAUUUCAAAGGGGGUUUCGAAGCAAUUUUUAUAGAACUCUUUUCAGGUUGGAUGUCAAAUCCAUGUCAA
Molecule: messenger RNA, 891 nt
Organism: Diceros bicornis minor
Lineage: Eukaryota; Metazoa; Chordata; Mammalia; Perissodactyla; Rhinocerotidae
Gene: VCF2
Product: family with sequence similarity 104 member B
Exons: 4
Coding region: 251-679 (142 amino acids)
Source: RefSeq, a predicted model, not a curated record